AUGGAUCUCGAGGCAAGAAGUUUGCAGCCUAGUGUACAGGCCAACCUGCUUGCCAAACUGAGGGAAUACAAAUCUAACCUGGACAACUUGAAAAGAGAUGUGAAGAUGGCUUCCUUAGCUGAUUUCCAAAGUGCAAGAGAUGAGAUGCUUGAAUCUGGAACGAGUGAUGCAUUAAUGGCAUCAAAAGAUCAAAGGGGGAGAUUAUUGAUGUUAACUGAGAGGCUUAACCAGUCUACUGAUCGGAUCAAAGAGAGUAAGAGAACCAUACUAGAAACAAAAGAACUUGGGGUUUCCAUCCUUCAUGACCUGCACCAACAGUUACAAACACUUUUGCAUACACAUGAUACAGUAUAA
This is a messenger RNA of Cryptomeria japonica (Japanese cedar), 354 nucleotides long. Its product is annotated as vesicle transport v-SNARE 13-like. Bases 1 to 354 code for a protein of 117 amino acids. Gene Ontology annotation, cellular component: Golgi apparatus; late endosome membrane; ER to Golgi transport vesicle membrane. Lineage: Eukaryota; Viridiplantae; Streptophyta; Pinopsida; Cupressales; Cupressaceae. The transcript is spliced from 2 exons. Gene Ontology annotation, molecular function: SNARE binding; SNAP receptor activity. Gene Ontology annotation, biological process: vesicle fusion; vesicle-mediated transport; intracellular protein transport. The record is from RefSeq and is a predicted model, not a curated record.